Molecule: messenger RNA, 3968 nt
Organism: Manis pentadactyla (Chinese pangolin)
Lineage: Eukaryota; Metazoa; Chordata; Mammalia; Pholidota; Manidae
Gene: FOXL1
Product: forkhead box L1
Exons: 2
Coding region: 1213-2283 (356 amino acids)
Biological process (GO): anatomical structure morphogenesis; regulation of transcription by RNA polymerase II; cell differentiation
Molecular function (GO): DNA-binding transcription factor activity, RNA polymerase II-specific; RNA polymerase II cis-regulatory region sequence-specific DNA binding
Source: RefSeq, a predicted model, not a curated record
CAAGCAGGCUUCCCAAAUGCUUAAUGUAAUCACGGGCCAGCUGCGUGCACUUGUAAAGUUGUUAUAACCCCCUCCUUGUUAUAAACAGGAAAGCGCAGAAUAUAAAGCAAGAGCCCCGCAUUCACAAACACCAGCUCCCCCGCGCCAGCUGCCAGACUCCCCUUUUAUGGUGUUCCUCGCUUUCAACCAACUUCAGCCGCAUCAGAAAGACCUUGGCUUAUCCCCUGAGCUCUUCAACCGGUUUAUUUUGAAACGUUGAAGACCAGGUACCCCACACGCUCUCCAGCUCCCCACACCCGGUGCGUUGGCAGGAGAAGCUGGGUGCCUGGAGGCCUCUCCUCUGGGUUCCCAGGGAGCCCUGGAGGUCGAGGCUUGCCCCCUCCAGGAUAUUAGGCCCCUAAGGGGGCCGCCAAACUCCUGCGGAUUUCCUGAGGAUUUCCCCCAAGGACGGUUUUUCUGCCCAGACUCCCAAACCUCUUAGACACGCCCCUGCCCCCAGCCCCCAAAUUUCUAAAAGCUUUCAAAGACCCCAGAAGACAUUUUAUGAGACUGUGCCCUAUCUAUAUCUUCUAUCAAUCCUGGGAGAAGAAAAGCCUUUACGUGGGAGGCCGCGGAUUACGGGGUUCCCCCAGGCCGGCGGUAAAACUCAGCCUUGCGCCCCCGCCCCCAUCUCCACUUCUCCUUCCUGGCCCGCAGACCCCGCGCAGAGCCACCGCGGUCCACAUCCUGCCUCGCUGACUGUGUGUGCUUACAGCGUCAAGGGGUGGACGUGAUAUUUCAAACAUCAGAUCAGUGCGUUUAUAUAUUGGGUGCCCGGAAAUUUUUCCAAAUAAACACAGCUUGAUUCAACUUGGGUGGGCGGACUUAUCAACAGACUAAUUCUAUAAACAAAUGAAGGAAUAGCCCCGAAAGCGAUUGGCUGGUAUCAAAAAGACACGUGGAGGGAAAAGCUUGGAGUUUUUCAGCAAUGAAAUUUUAAUUAAUGUGGGUGGGCUGAGAACACAACGACUGUUUAUCAUAGACAAUUUAUUUUCCAGCGCUAAGUCAACAUAUAAUAGCAAACUUACAACAAUUAUUUAACAUUUUUAAAGCCAUGAAGAAGGGACAGAGUGCUGAGCGGCCGGGCAGAGCAGCAGAGCGGGAGGCGGACGCUCGGCGGGCUCCCCGGGAGGGCCCUUGCGGAGCGGGGUGCAGCGCCGGCUCCCGCUCGCCAUGAGCCACCUCUUCAGCCCGCGGCUGCCCGCUCUGGCCGCCUCGCCCAUGCUCUACCUGUACGGCCCCGACGGCCCCGGGCUACCUCUGGCCUUCGCCCCCGCGGCCGCCCUGGCCGCCUCGGGCCGGGCCGAGCCCCCGCAGAAGCCGCCCUACAGCUACAUCGCGCUCAUCGCCAUGGCGAUCCAGGACGCGCCCGAGCAGAGGGUCACGCUGAGCGGCAUCUACCAGUUCAUCAUGGACCGCUUCCCCUUCUACCACGACAACCGGCAGGGCUGGCAGAACAGCAUCCGCCACAACCUCUCGCUCAACGAGUGCUUCGUCAAGGUGCCGCGCGAGAAGGGGCGGCCGGGCAAGGGCAGCUACUGGACCCUGGACCCGCGCUGCCUGGAUAUGUUCGAGAACGGCAACUACCGGCGCCGGAAGAGAAAGCCCAAGCCGGGCCCCGCGGCCCCCGCGGCCAAGCGGGCCCGAGCCGAGACGCCCGAGCGCGGUGCAGAGGGGCGGCCAGAGGUGGAGGGCGGGGCAGGGCGCCCCGGCCCCGGGACGCCCCGCCGCGAGGGAGCCCCCGCGCGCCCCGCGCCCCUCCGGGAGGGCCCCGCGCCACCGGCGCCCCCCUACCGGCCCGGGCCCGCGUCCCCUGAGGACAGCGCGGGCGACGCAGUCCAGGGCGCGGCGUCCGUGGCCGACGGCCAGCCAGCGCGCACGGUGGAUGGCCCGCGGUCCCCCGCGCGCCCCGCCUCCCGCCGCUCCCCGAAGAGCUCCGACAAGUCCAGGAGCUUCAGCAUAGACAGCAUCCUGGCGGGGCGGCAGGGCCAGAAGCCGGCGGGAGCGGCUGCCCGACGCGGUGCUGCACUUCCAGUAGAGCGAACCGGCGCGGGGCUUUCCCCUGAGGUCUGGGCUCGUGAGCGACCCCGGCCCCUCCACUGGGGCAAGGAGUCACGUUUUUUUAAAAAAAAGGAUCGUCUCCUCUGCCAACGUGUGGACCCUGGGAAGUGGUGUCGGCUUCUGCGCGCAGGUGGGAACGCUCGCCUGCCUGCUCCUUGGCGAGGCGGAUUUUCCCAGAAUUGAGGCUUUGGAGACUUACACAGACCCUGUCCACGGGGACUUGGGCAUCUCAGACCUCCUACCGCACAAGCAGCAUUCCUUAACCUUAGAUCAACCUAGUGGCCUGCCAUCUUCCCACCCACACAGGUCCUGUGUGUCCCGGGGGCUCGCCAGGGCCCAGAGAGCCCGAGGGCAGGGCCGUGGGACGCAUGUGGCUGUCUCAGUCUGACGGCCACGGUACCACCGUAGCCAGCUCGGUGGUGGCUGUGGCCCAGGCCUUGGCUUUGAGACCGUGGGGGUGAUGAGUGUUCACGGUGAGGCUUGUCCCUGAAGUCUAUUUUCCAGGUUCUUUGGGAGAUCUAGGGCCUGAUGAGGAUUUGUGACCAAAGUCCAGGUGGAAGUGGAGAAAAAACGCUUUUAUUUUAAAUAGAGAAUUUUUCUUUUAUUUUCUUCUAGACAGCAAAGGAGCAUGCUAUAUACUCAUGCUAAAGGCUUGGCGCUUCUCAUUAUAGCGAUUGCCCUGUGGAAGUUCUAUACUUAACAAACAACUUCUAUUAAGAAAGCAUACUCUAUACGGUCCAGCAUUUUGUUGCAUUAUGAUAGCUCAUUAGUCAACACACAUGUUCUCCAAGGCAUGUUACAAACAUUUCUGGACAUCUUGUCUUUUGCUUUUGUUUUUAAGGAAUCAGAGGAUUUCAGGGACACCAAAAGUGUGUGAGGGGGAGGGAAGAUAUCUCAGACAAUAGAAGAUUUUUAUUUGCAUGUUUUUCAAGAUCUAGGUUUAAUUUUUUUGCGGGGGAGGCUACAUUUUCCAGAAUUUUGUUGGGAAGAUCUACUUUUUAUCCAAAAAGCUGGGUGAAGCACACACACAAAAGCAGAUAGAGAGCUGGGUUAUGCCGGGCAAAAUAAGGGAGUCUGCUGGAGGGCACCUCUCUGGACCCCAAAGGUUACAAGGCUUAAUGGGUGGAUUCUACCAGACUCCCCCAGCCUGCAGCCCUGUCCUUCUUUCAGGCCCCUACCAGGCAGGCCUAGAGCCUGCAGCUAAACAAACACUUUACAGAGGUGACUGGAAGUCUGGCAGGGUGGGGGGCAGGAAUUUAGGGUCUGCAACAAAGGUCUGGUUAAGAAAAUGGAGGUUUCACAGCCCAGUUCUGCCUAGAACUUUAGGGAAAUGCAUCUAACCUCUUACGGAAUCUCUUUGAGUUACCUUGGGUUCUGAAACUUGAUUUCCUGAAACUCCAAGUUACUUUAAUUUUAUCUGAUGUGGGAAAGGCACGAAAGUCUUGAGUUCUUGGAGAUAGGCUGAGAUAGGUCUUCAAAAUAAACUUUUCAAAUAGUUUCCAGGACUUAACAUAAAAAUGAACACAAACUUUACAUCAAGAGAGCCUGUUGGUUAAGAUAUUGGAAAGGACAUUUUGGACAAGCAUAAAAAUCUAAUAAUUAGUAGGCACAGAGUUGUCUUUCUGAGAAUUCAUUCUUAAAGCCAUGUGCUACUGACCCAUGAAUAUUUCCCGGUAGGGGAAACAUUUUACCCAGGCUGGUGGGAACACGCUGGUGAGCUGAAGAGCAUCCUUGAUUUUAAGAACUUGGAUGAGACCCCAUUGUUGAGAUCCAGGCUCACUGUGAGAAACUUAAAACAUGGUGCCAGGGCUGUCUCUGGAUAUUUUGUUAUCCCGAAGUCUCAGCCUCUGUGAAUAAAGUUGUUUUUU